UGACUUUUUGUCUAUGAGUGUUUAUUAAACAUUAAAAAAAUGCCUAAUCAUAUAUGAAAAAAAAUCUUUAAAAGAAAACAUAGGUCAAAGUGAAGUCAAUCCACAAAACAAUCCAAUGGUCAUCCUAAUCCCAAACAUUUCAACCUCAAUUCUUCUUCUUCCCAAACCACCUUCCAAAUUUCCCCCAAACCCCCAAAUCCCCAUUUCCAAACACCAAUCCCUCAUCCUUUUCAAAUCAAAACACCCCCAUAAUCCCUCAUCUCAAAUCAUGAGUUCCCAACAAAACAAACCCUCAACAAAACCAUUCAAAUUCUUAAUCUACGGCAAAACCGGUUGGAUCGGAGGUUUAUUAGGCACCCUCUGUCAAACCCAAUCCAUUGAAUAUCAUUACGGCUCCGGUCGUCUCGAGUCACGUGACACCCUGAUCGCUGACAUUGACGCCGUUAAGCCCACACACGUGUUUAAUGCUGCCGGCGUUACAGGAAGACCUAACGUUGACUGGUGUGAAACUCAUAAGGUUGAGACUAUUCGGGCUAAUGUUGUUGGGACUUUGACGCUUGCUGACGUGUGCCGUGAAUAUGGGUUGGUUUUGGUUAAUUUUGCUACUGGGUGUAUAUUUGAAUAUGAUUUGGAGCAUCCACUCGGGUCGGGUGUUGGGUUUAAGGAAGAGGAUAGUCCGAAUUUUGUUGGGUCGUUUUAUUCCAAGACUAAAGCUAUGGUCGAAGACUUGCUCAAGAGCUACGAAAACGUAUGCACAUUGCGUGUUCGAAUGCCUAUAUCUUCCGACUUAACAAACCCGCGAAACUUUAUCACCAAAAUCACCCGUUAUGAGAAAGUGGUCGACAUCCCAAACUCCAUGACGGUUCUUGAUGAGCUCCUCCCGAUCUCUAUAGAAAUGGCAAAGAGAAAUCUCACCGGGAUCUACAACUUCACAAACCCCGGGUGCAUUAGCCACAAUCAGAUAUUGGAAAUGUAUCGCGAUUACAUUGACCCAAAGUUUACUUGGAAGAACUUCACUCUUGAUGAGCAGGCUAAAGUGAUCAUUGCUCCAAGAAGUAACAAUGAGCUUGACACCACUAAGCUGAAAACCGAGUUUCCUGAACUUUUGUCUAUUAAAGAUUCACUCAUAAAGUACGUGUUUGAACCCAACCGUAAGACCCCAAAGACUGCUUGAUCAUACCUAUAGGUUUGAGUGUUUGACUUCUUUUUUCAUCGUCUUACAUUCGCCAUUAUUGUUGUUAUGAUGAGCUUAGCUCCUUUGUUUUUGUACAUGAUAUUCAUGAUUGAUAUGGCUUCUAUAUUUUCAAUGUUGUAUCAUUUGGAUUGAUUUGGUUGAUAAUAAAAUUUGUUGCACUGGUAUGCUAUAA
Messenger RNA from Helianthus annuus (common sunflower), 1367 nucleotides. Its product is annotated as bifunctional dTDP-4-dehydrorhamnose 3,5-epimerase/dTDP-4-dehydrorhamnose reductase. Bases 116 to 1174 code for a protein of 352 amino acids. Gene Ontology annotation, molecular function: methionine adenosyltransferase regulator activity. Gene Ontology annotation, biological process: S-adenosylmethionine biosynthetic process. Lineage: Eukaryota; Viridiplantae; Streptophyta; Magnoliopsida; Asterales; Asteraceae. The record is from RefSeq and is a predicted model, not a curated record. The transcript is spliced from 2 exons. Gene Ontology annotation, cellular component: methionine adenosyltransferase complex.